AUGCCACCGAGUAAUAAUUCAACGCGAUCCGACGAAGCCAAUGAAACUACUCCUUUGGUAUUAUCCACAGAUCCAGUCUCGUUCACUCGAGGACGUACGGGAUCUGUAGUUUCAUACACCAUGGUCAACCAAAAGUGUGCCAACGUCUCGAAUCGAGACGGCAGUGUAGCUCGAUCGACCAAGAGGAAACUUUUAUUUGCUACCGGAUUGGCACUUUUAUUUUUUGCUACCGAAUUGAUUGCCGGUUACUUUGCUAAUUCGCUAGCGUUAAUGUCCGAUGCCUUCCAUCUGCUGUCGGAUGUAGCCAGUUUCAUUGUUGCAUUGGCUGCAAUUUACCUGGCAGAGAAGCCACCUACAAAACGCCAUACUUUUGGUUUUCACCGUGCCGAGGUGAUCGCGGCCAUGGUUUCCGUAUUCACUAUCUGGGUGCUGACUGCAUUUUUGGUGCGUGAGGCAAUCGAGCGGAUCAAAUCUCCUCAAGAGAUCAAUGCACGUUUGAUGUGUUUGACAGCCUCCAUUGGCGUAGUUGUCAAUAUCAUCUUGGCGUAUGUUUUAGGUGGCCAUCAUCAUGGCCAUAGUCACGGUGACGACAGCCACAGCCACAGCCAUAGCCAUAGCCAUGAUGAUGAGGAAGAAACGCACAGCCAUGACCAUGACCAUGACCAUGACCACGACAACGACAGUACUCCACACAAGGAGACCAACAUCAAUCUUCGUGCUGCAGCACUCCAUGUCGUGGGUGAUUUACUGGCCUCGAUUGGCGUUUUGAUAUCAUCCAUUGUUUUGCUUUUCAAGCCAGACUUGACCAUUGUGGAUCCAAUCUGCACCUUUGUCUUUUCAUUGCUCGUCCUGUACACCACAUACCAUCUUGUUCGCGAUUCGCUGGGUGUUCUGAUGGAAGGUACACCCGGCCAUAUUGAGCCUGAAGCCAUCCAGCGAUCCCUUGAGAACAUCCCCGGCGUUGUAGCCGUGCAUGAUCUGCAUGUGUGGACCUUGUCGCCGGGCAAAAGCUCAUUGACGGCUCACAUCACCGUUUCGCGCGAUGCAGAGCUUAGUUACGACGAGAUCCUUGCGCGUGGACAACGCAUCGUUUGCGAUCGGUACGGUGUUCAUCACUCGACGCUUCAAGUCGAAUCAGAACAAGCCAACUUUACGAGCCACUGUCGACCCGAGAUUUGCACACCCGUUCAUGAGUAUUAG
Zychaea mexicana is the source of this 1200-nucleotide messenger RNA. RefSeq names its product cation efflux family-domain-containing protein. The record is from RefSeq and is a predicted model, not a curated record. Gene Ontology annotation, cellular component: plasma membrane. Gene Ontology annotation, molecular function: zinc ion transmembrane transporter activity. Bases 1 to 1200 code for a protein of 399 amino acids. The transcript has 6 exons. NCBI's taxonomy places the organism in Eukaryota, Fungi, Mucoromycota, Mucoromycetes, Mucorales, Lichtheimiaceae. Gene Ontology annotation, biological process: zinc ion transmembrane transport.